AUGAUCCUGAUGCUCAACCACCCAAUACUCCCCAAACCUGCCCAGCAGGUGGAGGUGGGCAUCUCAAACACAGUUCUUACAAAAAGUCUGAUCACCACAACUUCCAGGAAACUGGACCGUGAACAACAAACAGAACACGUGUUAGAGGUGUUGGUGUCAGAUGGUGGUCCCAGUCCCAGGCAGAGUACAGUGUGGGUGAUGGUUCAGGUCCUGGAUGAAAACGACAACAAGCCCACAUUUCCCGAGAAGGUCUACCAGGUCAAACUUCCAGAACGAGAGCGGAGAAAGAAGGGCGAGCCCAUCUAUCGGGUGUUCGCCUACGACCGUGAUGAAGGGCCCAAUAGUGACCUCUCCUAUAGCAUCGUGGAUGGAAACGAGGACGGGAAGUUCUUCAUCGACCCCAAGACUGCAGUUGUAUCUUCACGCAAGGCCUUCAGUGCUGGGAGCUACGACAUCCUGACUAUCAAAGCAACAGACAACGGACGUCCUCAGAAAUCCUCCACAGCUCGCCUGCACAUCGAGUGGAUCCGCCACCCUCCUCCCUUUACUCUCCCGCUGCUUUUCGACGAGCCAUUCUUCAACUUCACCGUCAUGGAGAACGACAAGGUGGCCGAGAUUGUGGGCGUGGUGUCCCUGCAGCAGAGCUCCACCCCCUUGUGGUUUGACAUCACAGGUGGGAACAGCAACAGUGUGUUUGACGUAGAGAAGGCUGUGGGUACCAUCAUCAUUGCCAAACCUCUGGAUGCUGAGCAGCGCUCCUUCUACAACCUGACAGUUCAGGCCACGGACGGCACCAACACGGCAUACACACAGGUUCACAUCACUGUUAUGGACAACAACGACAAUGCUCCCAUCUUCUCCCAACCAACUUAUGAUGUCACCAUUUCUGAAGACACACCCCCUGACACUGAGGUAGUCCAGGUUCUGGCAUCAGACCGUGAUGAGCAUCACAAGCUGACCUACUCUGUGCAGAGUUCCAUAGAUCCCAGCAGCAUGCGUCUGUUUCGUAUCCACCCCACCCUGGGCACCAUCUACACUGCCCAGAGGCUAGACCAUGAGGCCUGCGCCCAGCACAUCCUCACUGUCAUUCAUCAGGACACCCUAGGCCACAGCUCGAUGAUUGACUUUGUAGUUGUGUCGUCAGACUUGCGGCCGCAUGUCUUGGACACUCGGGUGAAGAGAGAGGCGGAGCUGUCAACUGUUCACCAGUGGGGGAGGUUCAACUCCCACGCCCGGGAGAGCUUCAACCAUGUCCCGGGGGAGGCGGGGGACAUUAGGUUCGAGUGGGCCAUGUUCUGUGUCUCCGUUGCUGAGGCAGCCGACUGGUGCUGUGGCUGUAAGGUGGAUGGUGCCUGUUGGGGCGGCAACACCCAAACCCUUUGGUGGACAUCUGCGGAAUACUUCGAAGACCUCCUCAAUCCCAUUGACACACCUUCCAGUGAGGAAGCAGGGCCUGGGGACUCAGGGGUGGGCUCUUCCAUCUCUUGGGCUGAGGUUGCCGAGGUGGUCAAAAACCUCCACAGUGGCAGGGCCCCGGGGGUGGAUGAGGUGAAGGACCAAGAGUUCCCAUACAGAAAGAACUUGGCUCGUGUGCUAAUAGAAGUGGAGGAUAUAAAUGACCAUGUACCUAUCUUUACCAGUGCUCUGUAUGAAGGCUCAGUUUAUGAGUCAGCAGCAGUGGGAUCAGCUGUGGUCCAGGUGACUGCCCUGGACAAGGACAAAGGCGAAAAUGCAGAGCUACACUACUCCAUUGAAGCAGGGAACAAUGGAAAUGCAUUCCAUGUUGAGCCAGUUCUGGGUAUCAUCACUGUUGCACGUGACCUGGACUUGUCCAGCAUAGGCCAUUAUGUUCUAACCGUCAGAGUCACUGACAGCGGCUCCCCUCCCCUGUCCACCACUACUAUUGUGCGUAUUGCGGUCACUCUCUCUGACAAUGCUGGCCCAAAGUUCCCUCAGCCUGAGUACCUGGCUGAAAUCACAGAGAACGCUGUUGUUGGGACCUCCGUCACCACAGUCAGUGCAGUCAGCCAGUCCACCCUCACUUAUGAUAUCAAGCUGGGCAACUCAGAGCGUGUUUUUCAGAUAAAUCAGUACAGUGGAGUAAUUACUACUCAAAAGUCUUUAGACUAUGAGACUGCAGCAUCUUACACCUUGAUAGUCCAGGCUGUCAACAUGGCCGGCAUGGCCUCCAAUGCUACUCUGUUAAUCCAGGUUGUGGAUGAGAAUGAUAACCCACCUAUUUUUCAGCAGCUUCACUAUCAUGGCAGCAUCAGUGAAGCAGCACCAGUUAACAGUGUGGUCUUGAACUCAGAUAAUUCACCUCUUGUAAUCAAGGCUACUGAUGCUGACCGCAACCAAAAUGCUCUGUUGGUCUACCAGAUUGUUGAGGACACUGCAAAAAUGUUCUUCACAGUAGACUCAGGAACUGGCUCCAUCAGAACCAUUGCUAAUCUAGACCAUGAGACAUUUUCCACCUUCCACUUUCAUGUUCAUGUGAGGGACAAUGGCAAACCACAGCUGACAGCAGACAGUCCAACUGAGGUCACAAUACAAGUCAUUGACACAAAUGAUUCACCACCUUACUUCACCCAGAAUGCCUAUGAAACAGUUUUGCUACUCCCUACCUAUGUGGGAGUAGAAGCUUUGCAGGUUUCAGCUAUAGACCCUGACAAAGAUGCCACUACAGAGCUUACCUACUGUCUGACUGAUGGAGUGCUGGAGCACUUUGCCAUCAAACCUACUAGUGGAGUCAUCACAGUCAAACACAACAACUUCUCUAAAGAACGUUUCCGCUUCAGUGUCAAAGUUUCAGAUGGGAAAUUCUCCAGCACAGCUUUGGUGACCAUUCUUGUCCGAGAAGCUCUGGACUCUGGUCUCAGCUUCACUCAUAGCCUUUACUCUUCAUCUAUUCAGGAGAAUGUAUCAAAUAUCACCAAAGUAGCUGUGGUCAAUGCUGUUGGAAACCGUCUCAAUGAACCCUUGAAGUACAUCUUGUUGAAUGCUGGCACACGCUUCAGAAUACGUCCAACUUCUGGUGUAAUCCAGACCACAGGUAUACCCUUUGACAGAGAGGAGCAGGAGUUCUAUGAACUGGUUGUUGAGGCAAGAAGGGAGCACGAUCGUCUGCAUGUGGCAAGAGUUAUGGUUAGAGUUCAAGUUGAAGACAUAAAUGAUAAUGCCCCUGUGUUUGUUGGACUUCCUUAUUAUGCAGCUGUUCAAGUAGAAGCUGAGCCAGGAUCACCCAUUUUCAGGGUCAUGGCAAUAGACGGUGACAAAGGGAUUAAUGGAGAGGUGUCUUACUAUCUCAAGGAUGACCAUGGUCACUUUGAGAUCAACCAGCAGACAGGUGGUCUCAGCCUCAAGAGGGCUUUUGAGUCUGACUUGUCCAAUAUGGAAUACCAGGUGGUGAUAUAUGCCAGAGAUGGUGGUUAUCCUCCUCUCUCAUCUACCAUAGAGUUCCCUAUCACGGUAGUCAACAAAGCCAUGCCUGUCUUUGACAAAUCAUUUUAUUCUGUUUCUGUGAGUGAGGAUGUGGCUGUGCACACACCUAUUCUUGGCAUCAAUGCCACUAGUCCUGAAGGUCAGAACAUCAUCUACACUAUUGUCGAUGGAGACCCAUCUCUUCAGUUUGACAUUGGUUUUGAUACUGGAGUCAUAAGUGUCAUCCACUCUUUGGACUAUGAAGCAGCACCAUCCUACCAUCUGACCAUCAGAGCCACAGACUAUCUGACUGGUGCCCGGGCUGAGGUUGAUGUAGAUGUAGCUGUCCAGGAUGUUAAUGAUAACCCGCCUGUCUUCCAGAAAAUGUCCUACAGAAUUGUUUUGUCUGAAACAGCCAUGAUUGGAACUCCAGCACUUCAAGUUAUUGCCACUGACAAAGACUCAGAGAAGAACAAUCUUGUCCGCUACCAGAUCUUCUCAGAUGUGCAUAACAGCACAGACUACUUCCACAUUGAUAGCAGCAGCGGAUUAAUCCUGACAGCACGUAUGCUAGAUCAUGAACUUGUCCAGAAGUAUGACUUCAUUGUCAGGGCCACUGACAAUGGCUUCCCUCCAUCGAGUAAUGAAGUAUCAGUCACAGUUGUGGUGAAUGACAUGAACGACAAUCCUCCAGUUUUCAACCAGCUACUAUACGAGGCCUGCGUGAAUGAGUUGGCACCUAGGGGUCACUUUGUAACCUGUGUCCAGGCAUCAGAUGCUGACAGCUCGGAUUUUGACAAGUUGGAAUACAGCAUUUUGUCGGGAAAUGAAAGAAUGAACUUUGUCAUGGACAAAAAGACAGGAAUUAUCACAUUGUCCGGCCACCGUAAGCAAAGAAUGGAGCCUGUCUACAGCCUUAAUGUUUCAGUGUCUGAUGGGGUGUUCACCAGCACUGCGCAGGUUCAUGUCAAGGUGUUGGGAGCCAACCUUUACAGUCCAGUGUUUGGACAAAAUCUGUAUGAGGCAGAGUUAAGAGAGAAUUCCGCUGUGGGAACCAAAGUUAUACAAAUAAAAGCAACAGAUGCAGACCCUGGAGUGUUCGGGCACAUUACUUAUUCUUUUGUUAAUGAUGUGGGCAAGGACCAAUUUAGCAUUGAUGCAAAUGGUCAGAUCACCACUGUGGAAAAGCUUGAUCGUGAGGACCCAGCCAAUAAGGACAUUACUCUGACAGUUGCAGCCCAGGACUCGGGUGGACGUGUCUCUUACUGUAUAGUGCAAGUUACUCUGUUGGAUGAUAAUGAUAAUGUACCUUGCUUCCGUGCCACAGAGUACCGAGCUUCAGUCAAAUCUGAUGUUGCUAAAGGUUUUUUGGUGACACAGAUUCAAGCUCAUGAUCCUGAUGAUGGUACUAAUGCAAAAGUGACAUAUUCACUUUACAGUGAAGCACAUGUCCCUGUGGUGGACAUUUUGGAGAUAGACCCAGAUAAUGGUUGGAUGGUGACGAAAGGCAGCUUCAGCCACUUGAGGAACUCUGUAUUAUCUUUUUUUGUAAAGGCUGUGGAUGGGGGAAAUCCAGUCCGGCACUCUCUAGUAUCAGUCUACAUCCAUGUUCUUUCUCCAGAUGCCUUCAUUCCUUCCUUUAGCCAACAUCAAUACUUAUUCAGCGUGCCAGAGGACACCCCCAUAGGUUCAGCCAUUGGGACAGUGCGCCUCAACCCUUCUCCUGGUUAUGCCUCGAUCUUUGCUACCUUUGCUCUGGUUAAUGGAGAGACUGGAGAAAACAACCAAGAUGGGUUUUUCAUAGUAGAAAAGGAUACAGGUGUGAUUAAGCUUGAAAAGCCUUUGGACCAUGAUGUGAUAAAAGGAUACCACUUCAAAGUCACUACCACUGUACAACAGGCUAAACUAGAUUCUGUGACUUCUGUGGAAGUAGAAGUCAAAGUGUUAGAUCUGAAUGACAACAAACCAGCAUUUGAGGCCAACUCUUAUGAGGCCACAGUUAUGGAGGGAAUGUCAGUUGGAACCAGAAUUAUUCAAGUCCAAGCACUUGACCCAGACUCAGGGGCCAAUGGCCAGGUAACAUACAGUCUGGGCACAUUAAUCCAGUCAGAAGGGGAUUCAGACACCUUGGUUGAGACCUUUAGCAUUGACAGCAACACAGGUUGGAUAUCCACAUGCAAGGACCUAGACCAUGAGACCAAUCCAUCCUACACAUUCACAGUGGUGGCCUCAGACCUUGGGGAGACUGUGUCUCUUUCCAGUACCACCACUGUGACCGUGGCAGUGUCGGACAUUAAUGACAACCCCCCCAGGUUCCUGGAGCAACUCUACUUCGGUUCAGUUCAGGAGAGUGACCCACCGGGUGAGGUGGUGGCUGUGCUGAACACAAGAGAUGAUGACAGCUCUGUCGUUAACCGUCAAGUCAGCUACCAUAUCACUGGUGGGAAUUAUCGUGGUGUGUUUGCACUGGGUCUGGUUCAGGGGGAAUGGAAGAUGUACGUGAAGUGGCCGCUGGACAGGGAGGAGCGCAACCUCUACAUCAUCAAUGUCACAGCUAGCGAUGGACUCUUUGUUACCCAGGCAACAGUUGAGGUGACAGUCAUAGACACCAAUGACAACAGCCCUGUCUGUGACCAGGCUGUGUACACUGCCUACAUUCCAGAGGACCUCCCAGCAAACAGUGUACUGCUGAGGGUUGGAGCAACAGAUGCAGAUGUGGGCAUCAGCGCCUGGAUCCAGUACUCCUUACAUGGUCCUGGAUCGCAGGACUUCAGCAUGGACCCCAACACCGGUGAGAUCAAGUCAUCUGUGGUUCUCGACCAUGAGACGACACCCUACUAUCGUCUCAUUGCCCAGGCAACUGAUGGAGGUGGGCGAUGGUGUCGUGCUGAGGUGCAGCUAACAGUUACUGACGUGAACGACAACCCGCCCAUCUUCACCCUGUCACAGUACACCGCCAGCGUCUACGAAGACACCGCCACCAAAGCCUUGCUAACUCGGAUCCAGGCCAUAGACCCUGAUGAAGGUCUGGGACGUAUGGUGGUCUACUCCCUGGCUGACUCUGCAGGAGGGUCUUUCUCUAUCGAUAAGUCCUCAGGCAUCGUGGUCCUGGAACGUGUUCUCGACCGCGAGGUCCAGCCAGCUUAUCAGAUAACUGUCCAUGCGUCUGACCAGGGUUCCCCGCUACCCCUCUUCUCGUUGGUCAAUGUUACUAUCACUGUGCUGGACAUCAACGACAACCCGCCGGUGUUUGAGCGCCGUGAUCAGCUCGCGACAGUGCCGGAGGAUGUUGGAGUGGGCACAGAGGUUCUGAGAGUUUACGCCGCCAGCAAGGACAUCGGGACCAAUGCUGAGAUUACUUACAGCAUCAGAUCAGGCAACGAGCACGGGAAGUUCCACAUCCACCCACUGACUGGUGCAAUUUUAGUUGCCCAGCCUCUGGACUAUGAGACCUGCAGGGACUACUUUCUGACAGUGGAGGCUCGUGAUGGAGGCACACCACCACUGAGUGCCAUUACCACGGUGAACGUAAACCUGACCGAUGUCAAUGACAACGCGCCCAUGUUUAGCCGUGACCUUUACACUGCGGUGGUGUCAGAGGACGCCACCACCGGAGAGUCUGUGGUCCAGGUAGGUUCCAUUCAGUGUCCGCUUCUUCCUGCAGGCACGUGA
Plectropomus leopardus (leopard coralgrouper) is the source of this 7092-nucleotide messenger RNA. Lineage: Eukaryota; Metazoa; Chordata; Actinopteri; Perciformes; Serranidae. The record is from RefSeq and is a predicted model, not a curated record.